Gigantopelta aegis is the source of this 384-nucleotide messenger RNA. RefSeq names its product toll-like receptor 2. The record is from RefSeq and is a predicted model, not a curated record. The transcript has 2 exons. NCBI's taxonomy places the organism in Eukaryota, Metazoa, Mollusca, Gastropoda, Neomphalida, Peltospiridae. Gene Ontology annotation, biological process: toll-like receptor signaling pathway; inflammatory response; immune response. Gene Ontology annotation, cellular component: membrane. Gene Ontology annotation, molecular function: transmembrane signaling receptor activity. The coding region runs from base 1 to 384 and encodes 127 amino acids.
AUGAGACGACGUCGGUGUCGGCAGCUGCCUGAGGUCGAAGUUGAAAUCAAGUUUGAUGUCUUUGUGUCCUUUGAUUCUCAGGAUUCAGACUGGCUCAUGGAAGAAGUGGCUAACUUUCUGGAGGAUGACCUAAAUCUCAAACUGUGUAUUCACGAAAGGGAUUUUGAAGGAGGCAAAAUGAUUAUCGAUAAUAUCGUGGACUGCAUGGAUCAGAGCGAGAAGAUCAUUAUGAUUGUGUCCAACAACUUCGCCAGGAGUAACUGGUGCCAGUGCGAAGUGAAAAUGGCUCUUAACCAACAAUUUGAAAUUCACAAGGACGUCAUUGUUGUUAUCCGCGAAAUGGUUGACAGAAAAUAUAUGUUCAAAUCUCUCAAGUGGACAUAG